Varanus komodoensis (Komodo dragon) is the source of this 1912-nucleotide messenger RNA. RefSeq lists its product as uncharacterized. Gene Ontology annotation, biological process: regulation of DNA-templated transcription. The transcript is spliced from 8 exons. The record is from RefSeq and is a predicted model, not a curated record. NCBI's taxonomy places the organism in Eukaryota, Metazoa, Chordata, Lepidosauria, Squamata, Varanidae. The coding region runs from base 26 to 1468 and encodes 480 amino acids.
CUGGGGAAGCCUCCGCUUCGGGGAGAUGUACGGAGUGGAGAACGGAAUGGCUUCAUCUACUCGGUCUGGAGUGUCCAUAACAUCCAGGCGAAGGAGGAGGAUAGCAGCCAAAUUAGCUUUGGUGGGGCCGGUGACUUUUGAAGAUGUGGCAGUGCAUUUCACAGAGGGGCAGGCGGCUUUGCUGGAUCCGGAGCAAAGGGCCUUGUACAGGGAGGUCAUGCUGGAGAAUUACGGGAAUGUGGCCUCACUGCUGGAAGAAUCUCCAGUCCCCAAGCCUGGUUUCAUCUCCUGCCUGGAACGAGGCACAGACCCCUGGGGGCCGGAUUCUCGGGUCCUGGGUGAAACAGAGAUUGCUAACUUCAGCUCAGUGAAUGAUGCUAGGAAAAAGAGCAUCUGCCUAGACUGUGGGAAGCAAUUCGCCCAGAAAUCAAAGCUUAUCAUCCACCAAUGCAUCCAUGCAGGGGAGAGUCACCUUAGGUGGACGACAGAGGAAACCAAGCUGAUGCUCUCGGCAAUCUCUCAUAACCCGGGAGUGAAGGUCUUGAUGGGCAGCACCUCUGCGGCAAACAGGAAGUACUGGAAGGCCGUGCAGGAGCACUUGCGCUCGCACGGGCACAGGCGGUCCAUGGCCCAGAUCAUAGCCAAGUGGAAGCGCCUGAAGGCACAGUUCUUCAGCCAGGGCAUGAGGGCCGCCCUCGGGCAGCUGGCCAUUAAGGAUGCUCCGCAGUAUUAUACGCAGGUGCGAUCCAUCUGGCUCCUGGCAGGCAAGCCCACCUUUGGAGAGCGCAAGUGGCCCGUUGAUAUUCGGAGGAUAAGCACUACAGAAGGGGAGCAAGAGAAGCAGGAGAAGGAGGACAACGUCUGUGAGAGCAAAGAAGGGGCGGUCAAAAUAGAACCCCUGGAAGGAGAAGAGCUGCCGAGCCACGCGGCCGCAUCCCAGCAGGACCCGCCGCCGCCGCAUCCUUAUCCACCCUCGGAGGAAGAGUGGUCCGCCUCCCAGUCGCAGUCGCAGCUUGUCCAGGAGGGAUCUUCCGAAUCGGCUCCCUUCCAUCCAGAAACGGAGGUCCCAACAGAGGUGAAGCAAGUGGCGGUGCUCCAGGAAAUGCACUUCUCAAGUGACGACGACGACAACCACGCCGUUUGCCCGGCCGCCCUGCCGGCCUCCGACAACGGCGCCGUUCUUACUCCAGGAGCUUCCUCUCCUUCUCCACCUCCUCAGAGUUGCCACUCGUGUGAAGGACUGGAACACUUCAGGAAAGAAAUCAUGAAUUACCUAGAUGCAAUCCACAAGAAGCUGGAGCGCAUUGAAGAAACGGUCGAUGCACUUCGGCGCAACGUUGUCCCUGAAAUGCCCCGGAAAUUCCUUGAAGAGAUCGCCGCGAUUGCGCAUGGUUGUUCUGCUGCGCAUACAAACCUGUUGCCCGCCCUGCCUCCUGCCUCCACUCUUCCCGUCAGGAGGGACUGCUGAAAGAAUUUGUGCAGCGUUCCAAUCUCCGAGUCCGCAAAUCUGUAAUGCAUGCGCAUGUGUUGAAAUUAUGGUAUGUAAUGUCAGAAAACGGGAUUCUCCGUGUGGGAAAGGCUGUCUAAAGACACAAUCCAAUGCAAGUUUGGACAAAAAGCGCAACAACUUCCGGCGUGUCCCAACCUGUGUUGUGGGACAUUUUCUGUCUCAACAUGCAUAGGAUUGCACCUUAUGUGUAACUUUUACUUCUUUGGAUCCUUUUUCCCCCACAACAUGCAGAUGGGGGCCGCUACAUACUCCCUUCCCUCAAGAGGACACGCUCUUUUCUCUGUUUUGUCUCUCCUCGAAUAUACGACCACUUCUAGUACUAGUGCUAAUUUAUUUGACAGUGUGUCAUGAAAGCACUCCUCCUGACAUUGUAGAACCAAUAAAACUUGAUUGUUGUGUGUA